AUGAAGGAAGCCGGGCUUCAAGUGACCACGGAGAAACUGUUGUGGUGCUUCUUCCUGAUCUUGAUCAGCUUCUCUAAUGUUUUGGACCAGACAGGAAACUUGAAUAAGAAGGCCUUUGUGUUUCCCAAAGAGUCAGAUAAUUCCUACGUAUCCCUGGAAGCACAAUUAGAGAAACCACUCAAAGCCUUCACUGUGUGUCUCUAUGUCUGCUCAGAGCUGGCUCUGUCCCGUGGGUAUAGCAUUUGCUCUUAUGCCACCAGGAAACAACCUAAUGAGAUCCUCAUAUUUUCGUCUAAGGGUAGAGGCUAUAUUUUUGGAGUGUGUGGGACCGAGGUAUUAUUCAAGAGUCCUGAAAACAUUCAAGUUCCAAUACACGUCUGUGCCAGCUGGGAGUCCACCUCCGGGAUUGCAGAGUUCAGGGUGGAUGGGAAGCCCCUGGUGAGGAAGAGUCUGGAGAAGGGAGCCUCUCUGGCAAGCAUCAUCCUGGGGCAGCAGCAGGAGGCAUUUGAUAAAAACCAAUGUUUGGUGGGAGACAUUGGAGAUGUGAACACAUGGGACUUUGUGCUAUCGCCAGAUGAGAUCAGCACUGUCUAUGCUCGUGGGACCUUCAGUCCUCAUGUUCUGGACUGGAGGGCACUGAAGUAUGAAGCACAUGGUGAGGUGUUUGUCAAGCCUUGGCUGUGGCCCUGA
Hippopotamus amphibius kiboko is the source of this 690-nucleotide messenger RNA. Its product is annotated as C-reactive protein-like. NCBI's taxonomy places the organism in Eukaryota, Metazoa, Chordata, Mammalia, Artiodactyla, Hippopotamidae. Gene Ontology annotation, biological process: innate immune response. Gene Ontology annotation, molecular function: low-density lipoprotein particle binding; complement component C1q complex binding. The record is from RefSeq and is a predicted model, not a curated record.